UUAUCUCGUCACUGCUCUGUGCUCUGAUUCUUUUCACUUAUCGAAAUUGCUCACGACGAGGUGAAGGAGAUAAGUUGCGCGCUCGAUGUUUCGCAGCGACAAGUCGCGAGCUGAACUUCUGUAUCUUGAGUCGCUAGUCCACCACUGCAAUUGCGUCCUGCCUGAUCUCAUUAAUGCCGUCCACGCCAGAAGUAAUCGAGUUACCCAACUGAUCCAUCUACGGCAAUCGUCAUCGAGGAACUCGGUUUUGGUUCUUUGAUUCCUGCGUCAAUCUAAAACCUUCGAAGAGAAUCGAUCGCAAUCUGGAAGAUGCUCGUCGACACCAGCAGAUGCACGCAAAAUUUGGUUCAAUUGAUUACGUGUCACUGCACCUCGCCGUUUGCAUUGAAGGGGAGGGUACGGGUAGUGAUGUUGAAUCUGACGUUAUUGCAAUGAAUUAAUGCUGUCAGAGGGAGUUGCUUGGCGACCUGAAGUUAAUGCAGGAGGAAGAGGACUAUGGGGCUAUGUACUCACUGUGUGCGCCUCUGUUGAAGUGCUCUCUCUGAAUCUCCUGUGCCAGAGCAAACGUGUUUUGCUCUGGGAGAGAUGUAGUUAGAGAAUUUAGGCGUGUUACGCAUAUUUGUACUGAGUGCACGCAGGGCUCCUUCAGAUAUGGUUUCGGCACGGGGAGUAGUUCGCAGGGGUGUGUUGAGAAAGAGGAGGCCAAUGGACUGCUGUUGGAUAUCUUAAGCUAGUGGUGAUGAAGCUAAUCGUAAUCAAUGUUGAAAAGAGAGGCCUUGGUCUAGCUUUACUUGCCAUAAAUACUUGAUUGUUGUCCAAGGUUAGAAAGCGCCGAGCAAGACAGGAGAGGAGGUCCUUCUGCCAUACGAGAAAGCGCAUUCAGUUCUGACUGAACGACCUAGUAGUCUGUAGUGUGUAUCGAGGAAAACAAAGUAGAAAAGGUGUGCAGAAACUAGACUAAGGAAUGUCGGCGUUGAAGAGUUUCGCCCGAAACUUUGCUCCAAGUCGUCGUCUAAAAAGUGGUCGAUCUCCCACUGUAGAAAAAGUAGUUAUACAGCUGCGCAACCGUUCCAUUUCCGAACGUGCAGAGGACUGCGUGAAAGUUUCAACCUGUUACUUUCUCCGAAACCACGGGUCUAUGCACGAGAGGAUCCUUACGUCUAUGUACUCAAACUCUACAUCGAUCGUUACCUAAGUUUUAUAUUUCAUUUUUGGGCUUUGGUAAACUCUAGAAAUAGUGCAUUGAAAAGAAAGAAGCGUGGGAGCUUCACUUGGUGGCUGUAACUAUAUCAAACGAAAAUAUGGACAAAAGCAGAGCCAGCAGUAUAGUGCGGCUGAUGAGUCGGGAGUCCAAUAUGAAGAGGUCCUUCAAGUCCGAUGAGGUUUUACUAGACCUGAGGAUGUUGGAGGCGGAGUGCAGCGGCUCAGCGAAGUCACCGGUGGAAGAGAGCGAAGAUGUAUACUCCAAAGGGAAUGCAAUGCUGGAGCUUAAUUUUGAGGUUAGUCAAGAUCAUGUUACGUUGAGAAGCGUGAUUCCCGCUGCCAAUUCCGAGUUGCCAUUAUUGGCAGCUGCGGAGAUCCACGCGCGGGAAAAAUGCGAUUCGGUAGGGAGAGAGAGUCGUCCAUCCAAUUGGGGCAACUCUAUGUCAGCCAUCGUCUCAGGCUCAAGGGCUUCGUGUUCGACGUCGUUCCGGGAGAGCUUCAUUACUGUGGGGAAUAUGGUGAAACAGUUGAGCAAUGAGUUCCAUCGAUAUCCACGAAGUGCUUCCAGGGUUCAAGAUUUGGACAACUCCGUGGACGAGCGGGGAGUUCUGGAUUCCGAGCUCGGAAACUGUGGCUCAACCAGGAAAAUGCAAAAAAGUACUUCGCGCGCGGAAUAUGCAAUCAAAGCUGUGCGGUGUAUCAGCAAGGCCACUGCUACCGCAGACCAAAAGAAGUCGUGGCAGAAAGUAGAAGAACGGUUUCACAAGCUUCGUGACGCUGAUUCUAUGUUGCCUCGUUUCUAUUUUCCCGAAUGCAUCGGAAUGAAGGAAUCCAAGGAAUUUGCUCUGGAGCUCUUUGAUGCGUUGGUGCGUCGUAAAGGCGAGAAGGUGAAUAGCAUCAGCAAAGAUGGCUUAUACCAGUUUUGGUUGGAAAUCACAGAUAAAAGCUUCGACGCCAGGAUGCAGAUGUUCUUUGACCUGUGUGACAAGGAUUUGGACGGUCGAAUUUCAGGCGAGGAAGUGAAGCAAGUGAUCAUGUUGAGUGCAAGUGCGAACAAGUUGUCAAAACUGAAGGAGCAGGCGGCAGAGUAUGCAGCCCUUAUUAUGGAAGAACUUGAUGUGAAUCGUAAUGGUUACAUAGAGUUGAGUCAUUUAGAGACAUUGUUGCGCGAAUCGGUGUUGCCGGGGCAUGGAAAAGAGGCAACAAUGAACAACCACCAAUUGUUGAUAAAGAGGAGCAAGCGAUCCAGGAUUCGCAGCUUCGCUGAGAAGACGAGGAACUGCUUUCAGGAUAAUUGGAAACGGUUGUGGAUAUUGGCUCUGUGGAUGAUGGCCAUGACAGGACUUUUCAUUUGGAAGUUUUUUCAGUAUCGGGAGCACGCUGCGUUUCCAAUCAUGGGCAACUGUCUUUGCGUCGCCAAGGGCGCAGCUGAGACUUUGAAGCUGAACAUGGCGCUCGUUCUCCUGCCCGUUUGCCGCAACACGCUCACACGGUUGAGGUCCACGCGAUUAGGAAAGAUCAUUCCUUUCGACGACAAUCUCGACUUUCACAAGAUCAUAGCCGGAGGUAUAGCAGCCGGGGUGUUCAUUCAUGGUGUUUGUCACAUAACCUGCGACAUUCCCAAAUUCGUCGAAAGUGGCGAUGAUAAAUUCUUCAAGUACCUCGGCGACGAAUUCGAAAAGCACCCAACCUACGCUAACAUUGCAGUGAUGCCAGUGGCGAUCACGGGUAUUCUCAUGGUGGUUUUCAUGAUAAUUGCCUUCUUACUAGCCACUCACUGGUUCCGUCGCAGCAUGGUGAAGCUUCCGUGGCCAUUGCAGCGUCUGACGGGAUUCAAUGCAUUCUGGUAUUCACAUCACCUGUUCGUGAUUGUAUACGCACUCCUCAUGGUCCACUCCAUCAAGCUACUUCUUGCUGGUCCAUGGUACAAGCGAACGACAUGGAUGUACAUCGCUAUCCCCUUACUUUUAUACGCAGGCGAACGGAUGCUGCGAUUGUACCGCACCAACUCCAGCAAAGUGGAGAUCGUGAAGGCUGCAAUUUACACCGGUAACGUCCUUGCUAUCCACAUCACAAAACCCCAGGGCUUCAAGUACAAGAGCGGCAUGUACCUCUUCUUGCAGUGCCCCCAAAUCUCCUCUUUUGAAUGGCACCCAUUCUCCAUAACGUCUGCCCCCGGUGACCCUUUCCUCAGUGUUCACAUCCGCACACUGGGUGACUGGACUGCGGAGAUGAAGAAAAUCUUCUCUGAGGCUUGCGGUGGACGAACGUGCCUUCAAACUAUCAACAAUUAUGGCCUCAGUGGUGAGCUGACUCUAGCUGCAAGAUUCCCAAAGUUGUUCGUCGAUGGUCCGUAUGGAGCUCCCGCUCAAGACUACCUGAAAUAUGAUGUGCUGCUCCUGGUUGGACUCGGAAUUGGAGCAACGCCAUUUAUUAGUAUCCUCAAGGACAUGCUUCAUCACACCAGAUAUGACCUUUCUGAUCCGAGCUUAACACCAAGUUUACGCCCAACCGAAAGUCCAAAGAAAAAGAAGAAAAGCAAGAGGAAACCGAAAGCUUACUUCUACUGGGUCACACGAGAGCAAGGCUCCUUCGACUGGUUCAGAGGAAUCAUGCGAGAAGUCGAAGAGAUCGAUAACAAGGAGUCCAUUGAGAUGCACAAUUAUUUGACUAGUGUGUAUGAGGAAGGUGAUGCUCGCUCGACGUUGGUCACGAUGUUACAGUCGUUGUAUCACGCCAAGAACGGAGUCGACCUCGUUUCCGGGACUCGAGCACGGACACAUUUUGCUAGGCCCAACUGGAAGGAUGUCUUUGCAAAUCUAACUUUCACUCACCCUGAAAAGCGAAUCGGGGUUUUCUACUGUGGCCCUGCAGCACUAGUAAACGAGCUUGAGACUCUAUCUCGAACCUACACAAAGGAGUCGUCCACAAAAUUUUCCUUCCACAAAGAGAAUUUCUGAAUGGCCGGUUUAUGCUCGAGUGUGAAGAUGUGUUUAAUCAGAGGGCUGUACUAUAUACAUAUAUGACGAUUAACACAAGUAGGUGCCCGGUGUCUGCCACUCGCUCAUUAUAUUACUGAAAACCUUCAAACAUGCAGAAUCUCAUUGUUUAUGUUGAGAUUCAGAUUAAUUCAAGAGUAUGGAUUAGAAAUAAUAUCCGCUAUUCAAUACUAAAUGUAGCAACUUAGCGGAGAUUAGUAACUAAUCUUAGCUCUAUGUCGAUAAUUCAUGCCAUUCAGCCUCCUCGUUAGGGGGAUUAGUCACUAAUGACCUCAAUAUUUGUUUCAUAAAAUCUGGCUGCAAAGCCUCCAGCUUCUCAUGGGACA
This is a messenger RNA of Physcomitrium patens, 4528 nucleotides long. RefSeq names its product respiratory burst oxidase homolog protein B. Gene Ontology annotation, cellular component: plasma membrane. NCBI's taxonomy places the organism in Eukaryota, Viridiplantae, Streptophyta, Bryopsida, Funariales, Funariaceae. The record is from RefSeq and is a predicted model, not a curated record. Gene Ontology annotation, molecular function: calcium ion binding; peroxidase activity; NAD(P)H oxidase H2O2-forming activity.